CUAAACGUCUGCGGGCGGAUUGUCCAGCGUAGUUCUAGUUGCCCUCCCGCGCUUCUCAAUGUCACUGUGCGGCCACCGUGCUGAGACUUGUAGUGCCACAAAGACUGGGAGGCGCAAAGCUUGCUGAAGGUGUCUCCUCCACACACACGUGUUCCCGCCCACACAAGCCCUUCCUCCCGUUAGCUGCGCAGUCACCCUCUGCAAGGAAGGUGUCCGCCAGGAUGAAGAGUAUGCUGCUGAACUCCAUAGUGGCCGUGUGUCCGCCGGGGCAGGGGAUAGGGAAGGCUGGGACGCUGCCCUGGCCUCUGCUUAGGAAUGAAUUUAAACAUUUCCAGAGGCUGACGAUGACUCCUACAGCUGAAGGCAAGAAAAAUGUAGUCAUUAUGGGCAGGAAAACCUGGUUCUCCAUUCCAGAGAAGAAUCGACCUUUAAAGGAACGAAUAAACAUAGUUCUAAGCAAGGAGCUGUCGGAGCCCCCAAAAGGCGCUCACCAUCUUGCCAAGAGUCUGGAUGAAGCUUUGGAGCUGUUAGAUACACCAGAGUUAAAAGACCAUAUUGAUCUUAUCUGGAUCAUUGGAGGCAGCUCACUUUAUAUGGAAGUUAUGAACAAGUCAGUAAACCAGAGACUAUUUUUAACCAGAAUUCAACAGGAAUUUGAAUGUGACACGUUUUUGCCAGAAAUUGAUGUCCAAUCAUACAAGCUGCUCCCAGAAUAUCCAGGCAUAUCCUCAGAAAUGCAGGAAGAAAAUGGCAUACAGUACAAGUUUGAAGUCUAUGAAAAGAUGGUUAUCUAGUUAUUGCACGCUUUGAUGUUAAUUGUAUGCACAAUAAAUGUUUUCUGCAGUUGGAAGCUUUCUUUUAA
Messenger RNA from Bufo gargarizans (Asiatic toad), 862 nucleotides. RefSeq names its product dihydrofolate reductase (gene DHFR). Gene Ontology annotation, biological process: folic acid metabolic process; dihydrofolate metabolic process; tetrahydrofolate biosynthetic process. The record is from RefSeq and is a predicted model, not a curated record. NCBI's taxonomy places the organism in Eukaryota, Metazoa, Chordata, Amphibia, Anura, Bufonidae. Gene Ontology annotation, molecular function: dihydrofolate reductase activity; NADP binding. The coding region runs from base 222 to 794 and encodes 190 amino acids. The transcript has 6 exons. Gene Ontology annotation, cellular component: mitochondrion.